CGGUGGCUGAAGAAGAAGAUUUUGUGUCUCCGGGAUGCUGAGCAGCAGGCGGGCGGGGCCGUUUUUCCUUGCAGUGCCCUGCCGUGGAGUGAUGUAGCAAGAGGACAGAGCAGGCACAGAGGCGAGCACAGCAGACUAUUUGGAGCCAUCCGUGCAGCCUGACGCACGGACAUCUUGUUUCUCUCACAUCAGGACACAGGAGUGCACAGAGAGGGGUUUAUUUUCUUCAUCUUGGACCCGGUGCCGGUUGUAUUGUAGUGGAGCUCCAUAAAGCCCACCAUGGCGUGGCCCUGUAUCAGCAGGGCGUGCUGCAUGGCCCGCUUCUGGAACCAGCUGGACAAGGCUGACAUUGCGGUGCCUUUGGUGUUCACCAAGUACACGGACGUCUCUGAGAUGCAGCACAUCCAGCUGCAGCCGCCUCUCCAUCCUCCCCAGGCCCGGGUCGCCAUAGAAACGCAGCCGUCUCGUGCAGAAUCCCGCACCACGACAGCGGCGACACGCGCGCCUCGGAGGUGCGUCUCCGAGGAGCGCGUGUGCAGCUCGGUGAUGCGCGAGGACUUUAAGCACUGGAAAGUGCGACCCGAACCGAGCUGUAAACCCAAGAACGAGUACCACGGACCCGAAACACCGUUCAACAGCGAGACCCAGUACCAGAAGGACUACAAGCCGUGGCCCAUCCCGAAAAGGUACGACCAUCCCUGGAUACCCAAACCGACUCCUGACGACCGGGCACCGGACAGGUCAAGGCACGCGAAACAGCUGCCAGAUGCGGACAGCGGCGUGGAGAAGAGCGCUAUCGCCGACAAGGUGCAGGAGAAAGACAUCCUCCAGGGCCAGGAGAGGAAAAAGAAGUCCAGCAAACAGGACGGGGUGAAGAAAGUUGUCGUGAAGGUGGAGGGAGAGGGCAAAGGGAGGGCGGCGGCGGAUGCUGUGAACAGGCAGAUCAAGGAGGAGAUCGCGGGAGGCAGCUCCUCGUACAAAACCGAGUACAAGGCUUACAGAGAUGUGAAGCCGGCAAAGAUGAUCCGGGCCAAGUCCCAGUACCUGCCACCAACUGAGAGGACCAGCCUAGAGACCAGCUACAGUGCCACCUAUAAGGGGCAAGCCCCGCUGCAGUCUGCGGACAACAAAGCCCUGGAGAGGAGGAGGAUACGCAGUCUGUACAGCGAGCCUUACAUGGAACCCAUCAAACAGGUUGACAGGUAUAGUGCCACUCGCUCUAAACCCAAAAGGUCUGGAGCCACGGCGGCAGGCCAGGGCAAGCCAGUGAGGAAAGCCAAAGAUAAGCAGAGCGCCGCACUGAGGGGCUCCAAGAAGAUGACCUCGGAGAACCAGCCCGAGAACCGGACGGCGGUGGGGGACAAGGAGAAAAGUAAAGAGAUGAACAACAAACUGGCUGAGGCAAAAGAGGUUGUGCUAAAACAGUACCACUACAUACAACUCUGCCAGCCAAUCCGAGAUAUUGGCUGGGUGCAGACUCUAAAGCAACACCUGUGGGGCUGUGCACUACCCAAUCCCAGAGAUGCUGAGGACGAGCCUCUCCGACCCAGUCAUCAUCAUUCCCAGGGUGCUACUGGAGGAGAGCCACUACUGGAGAGACCAGAACCUCGGAGGAGCGGCGGAGUCGUACGAUUUGCCCUAGACGGGAACCAGACUGAUUAGUUCUGCAGAGGCUGCAGAUGUACCUUAUACACACAGACUGCUGCUCUGUACUGUAAAUAUCUAGUAUUUGCAACUAAGUUGGAUUAGGAAAAGAGGCGAAUCCCACAAUCCCCGCUAUUCAGAGGAAGCCCACAUAUUUGAAACAUGCAUGUUUGAAGCAGCGUCUGGCUCUUAAGGUCACAGCUGUUUGACCCAUGGCAUUAUUGCAAAGGUGCUACAUCAUUUAUUUUCUGGUUUCAUGCAAUUUAUUUUCAAAUUCUAUGUCGAAAUUAUUAGAAAUACCAAACCAUAAAGUGCUUAUACAACAAUUACAACCAACUGUACUGUACAUUGAUCGGUUUUAG
This is a messenger RNA of Larimichthys crocea (large yellow croaker), 2006 nucleotides long. RefSeq names its product microtubule-associated protein 6a (gene map6a). Gene Ontology annotation, cellular component: microtubule; Golgi-associated vesicle; cis-Golgi network. The record is from RefSeq and is a predicted model, not a curated record. The coding region runs from base 280 to 1662 and encodes 460 amino acids. Gene Ontology annotation, molecular function: microtubule binding; calmodulin binding. Gene Ontology annotation, biological process: regulation of microtubule cytoskeleton organization; microtubule cytoskeleton organization; cytoskeleton-dependent intracellular transport. The transcript is spliced from 7 exons. Lineage: Eukaryota; Metazoa; Chordata; Actinopteri; Sciaenidae.